GAGGGUUGUUUUUCUGGAUCCUUUUCUCAUAAUUACUCGUUCACCUAUUACAUUUGUAGACAUACAGAUUAUAGUGUAUACAUACCUGUUAACAGUGUAGACGGAAACAAAAAUAUACAUCAAUACCACUGUAUAUUUCUCUGUCACUUCCCGUUUAAUUUUUGCAUUGGAAGAAGAAGAAGAAGAACAGGAAUAGAAAAUGGCCACACCUGAGCCGCCAUUUAAAGUCAAGACAACGGUGUCAUGGGCCGGAGAAGAAGAGGGAGAUUUGGGGUUUCUCGAGAAUGAAAUCGUUGAAGUUUACUCGGUUGUGGAUGAGAGCUGGUGGAGUGGUAAGCUCAGAAGAAAUGGAGCCGAGGGGAUUUUCCCCCGUGAUUAUGUACGUCUUUACGAAGAUCCAUAUGGAGCCAGUAAUAUCAAUUCAUCAUUCACUUCCAAUGGGAAUUCCAAUACCCCCAGUGGGCCUAGCACCCCUGUAAAGGAGAAAAUCAUUGGGAAUGGACUCUCAAAACUGCCGGGAAUGUUCCAUCGAUCCCCUGGAAAUGGACAAACCAUGACUGAUCAUUAUCAUCAAAGUGAGAUUUUACAUCUUCAACAACGAGAACUUGAAAUUGAAAGGUUUAAGAAAUUGAAACAACAACAACAAUAUCAGAUCAAGAAGAUUCAAGAGCAAAAGCAAAAGAGAAUGUCCAUGCAACUGAAGACUUCAGAACCAAGCUCCCCCAUGAUAACCAGUAGAGGUCCUGGAUCUCCAUCCAAGAUGAAACAUUCUCAUUCGGCACAAAAUUUCAAGCAUUCAGAAUAUAAUACUCAUGGACAACUGCCAUACACUAGAGGUACCCUGCCCGAGGGUAAAGUCAUGCAUUCAAAUAUUGAUCUUUCCAUGCAACCAAAGUUCCAGCCACACUUAUCUCAUCGUCACACCGCUGAGGUGCUUGCCCCUGAACCAAGCUCUCCCGCGGGGAGAUAUAGUGCAUAUGAUGAGAUAGAAGUUGAUGAAAUCACCAUGAAAAGGAAGCAACUUGAAAAGGAAUUGCAUCAAUUGAGACUCAUUGAAAAGAAUAGAAAACUGCAAUAUGGUCUUUCACGUAUUGCCAAGGGUAUCUCACCAUCGGAUGAAUCAUCAUCAGGUUACGUGAGUGAAGAUAUGUUGUCGUCAAAGAAGAAUUAUCGAGAAGAUCUUGGCAGUAAGCUCAGUAAAGAUGAGUAUCAUGAGGAUGAUGUUGAAGAAUUAGAUUAUAUUGAAGAACAUGAAAGAUCAGUAUCUCCUCCUCCACCACCACCCAAACAUGCCACUCCACUCAAGGCUAUCCCAGGUGGAGGUGUCAUACACCCUUAUGAUGCCGAUGACUUUAAGUUUUCAGAUGAAGAAUUACUUAGACUUUCACAAAUGCAACUGGAAGAAUUGAAAAACUCCAUUAAGUCACUUCAAAGUGAUGUUUUAAACUUGUCUGAAUUGAGUGCCACCAGUGCUGGAUCAUUUAUGCGUCAUAAACAUGAGAAGGAAAUCCAAAGUCUGCUUGAACAACUGUUGGGCCGUGUCCAAAUUCAAGACAAUGAAGCUAAUAACAAGGAGCUUAUCGAUUCAAUUUUCCAGGAUAAAAAGUCAAGACAUCCAAAUAUUUUCAAGAAAUUAUUACAUCAAAAGAAGAAAUCCAAUACAUCAGAAGAUCUGAAAUUACUGUCACUCAACAAGGAAGACCCAUUGGAGAACGAUGAGAUCCAUUGGACGACUUUCAAGUCCGAUAUGAACCGGAUGAACUCACUUACCACCCAAUCCAAACAGGCAAGAACCAAGAGAAUCGUAAGGAAAGAAGGAUCUCUUAUUGUAAAGCCAUUGGAAUUUGUUUCUGAGAUCAAUUCAAAUGAAGUUGUAGGAGAAGCAGAUGAAGAAGAAUGGGAAAGUCUUCAAAGACAAGUAUCACAUCGUCGGGUGGACUCGUUUGUAGCCAAGUAUGACAUUUCAUGUGAUUUGAAUGAAUUCAUUGCCGAUGUUGCUGUCAAGCUUGGCAACUCUAAAGUUUAUCAAAUUAGAGCUGUGUUACUUCAACUUUGUAAAUUACAUAUUAUCGAAGAAGAUCCAUCAUUGAAAAUCCUGCAAGUUAAGCCAAAACUUCAUGAAAUUAGUUCCAAGGGUGAAGCAAGUAUAUACCAAGUCAACUAUCUAUUCAAGAAAAUGUUGGAUGCCUUGAGAAUUCCAUCUGAAAUUGUUAUGGGAUUUUGGAAACGUCCAAAUGAAUUUUAUCAUAAUGAACAAUAUGUGAUCAAUCAUUGUUGGUUAUCCAUUCUUCUUGAUGAUCAUUUUUUCAUUAUGGACUUGCUUAGUUUCAAAAAUGGAGAUAUUUGUAACAUUAGAGAUCAUAAACUUGGAUUUAAUGAACAUUAUUUCCUUGCUCGUCCAUUGAAUAUGGUUUCAACUCAUAUCCCCUCCAUCAUUGAUUUACAACACGUUGUUCCCCCCAUUGACCAAAACAUUGCCUUUUACCUUCCAAGAAUGUACCUGGGGUUCUAUCGAAACCAAUUGAAGUUUAGAAACUUCAACAACGCUCUUACAAGACUUACAGAUUUGGAGUUUUUCGAAUUGGAAUUAGAAAUUCCUUGUGAUGUUGAACUUUUUGCAUUAAUUAAAACCGCACAACUCACCACCAAUGAACUCAGUCUUUGUCAAGUGUAUUGGUCCAAUGGCAAGAGAAUUGCCAAGAUCAAGGCCAUUCUCCCUGAAAAUGAGUCAAUUGGAGUGUUGCAACUCUUCUCGGGUCCAAAGGGACUUCAAAAGCAUUUUGAAAAUAUUCAUGAACUUUCGGUGGUUAUCCCAUUAUAUCAUUCUGGUAGUUAUAAACCAUGUAAAUUUGUGCCUCGGUUCCCCACAGUGCAAAGUCAAACCAACGACUUGUAUAUCAAACAACCACAAACCAGCAAGGUCAUUGCUAGAAACUCAUACAACUUUGAGAUCAUGCAACAUCCAUCUCAAGGCUUGAAUAGUGGAUCAGGAAUUAUAAAUCAAGAUUUUAAAUUGGUGAUUGAAUCUCCAUCUGGUAAAUAUUUCAAGCUUCAAGCCACCGAACCAGGGAAACCAUUUAGUACCUACGAAUGCAACAUCAAACUCACAGAAACGGGCCAUUAUCGUGGGUUGGUGAUUGGCGACAGUGGCAACAGUUGGUAUGUGUUCGCCCAAUGGGAUUGUGUGGCUGGAGUUAUUUCCAACUAAUCAUAAUACAAUAACAUAUGAAAUAGACAGUCUAGUCAUUCAAUAAUGUCUACAAUAUUAAACAAAUUAUAAAUAUGCAAAUAGCAUUCUUAAAUAUACAGC
This is a messenger RNA of [Candida] anglica, 3310 nucleotides long. The record is from the annotation of a GenBank genome assembly. NCBI's taxonomy places the organism in Eukaryota, Fungi, Ascomycota, Pichiomycetes, Serinales, Debaryomycetaceae.